Messenger RNA from Prunus armeniaca (apricot), 411 nucleotides. NCBI's taxonomy places the organism in Eukaryota, Viridiplantae, Streptophyta, Magnoliopsida, Rosales, Rosaceae. The record is from the annotation of a GenBank genome assembly.
AUGGGAGGGACUGCGACUAUAAUAUGCUUGCAACAGUUUAAGGGUUUUUUUGGUUUGACGCAUUUUACGACCAAAACCGAUGUCAUAUCUGUUAUGCACGCACUCAUCGAACAUAGAGAUGAGGUGCCUGGGAUUUCGAACCUCCUCUGCCCGAGCUUUGCCCUACUGAAAAAUGAACAAGUCGAUGGGAAUAAGGAAAUGAUAGCUUUUGGCCUCAUGAACCUCGCUGGAUCAAUCACUUCUUGCUACUUGACCAUUGGAACAUUUUCGAAAACUGCAGUGAAUUACCAUGCAGGAUCUAAGACAGCAAUGCCAAACAUGGUGAUGGCAAUCUUUAUGGCGCUCACGCUUUUGUUCUUGGCUCCUUUCUUUAGCUACACCCCUGUAGACAAUGAAAUUUUGGUGAAUUAA